CCAAUGUCAGAAUCUAUAUUUUGUUUAGUAGAUUAAUUUAGAUAGUUAAAGUACAAUUAUUCUGCUUGUUGUUAGUAAUAUUAUUUACUUUAGCUGUAAUUAAAAGAAAAUGUUGAAAGAAUAAUUUUUUGCUAUUAGGUUAUUUACAUAUAGCAAAUGGAGGAGAGCGAGGGUAAUACGAUUUAUAAACUAAAUGGGCUUAAAAAUGGUAUUAUAAAAGACAAUAUAACUGUACUGGACUUGAGCCACAGAAAUAUUACAAAUUUCGACGAACAUAUGAAGUUACCGCCUUAUUUGAAAGAAUUGAAUCUUUCCUAUAACAAACUGGAAAAUGUACCAGAAGCAGUCGUAAAACUUGAAAAUGUCAUAGUUCUGGAUAUAUCCUAUAAUGCAAUCAAAUAUUUCGAUGAUACACCAAAUUUCUGUCAUACUAUAGAAUAUAUAAAUAUAAGUAACAAUAAUCUUCAAGGCCCACCAGCUUGGAUAUGGUUUGAAUUACCAAAAAAACUCUCUAAAUUAAACAUCAGUUCAAAUGAUUGCCUGACUAAUAGUUUUAAAUGUGGCUACUUUGAAGAAUUAAUACAGUUCAAAACAUCUAUAACAGAUAUUAAGAUACAUAACUGUAAAUUAAAUAAUUUUCUACAGCUUCUAGGAACAUUUCCAAAGGCCAAAUCUGUUAAACUAGGUGACAGUAAUAUAAACUACAUUGCAGCUAAUGCUAUUACCGACUUACCUUGUGAAGGUCUCAAAGAGUGCUGUGAUAUAGAAAAAUUAGACUUAAGUUACACUCAUAUAUUUAAUAUAAAACCUAAUGUAGAUGUUUAUAAAAACUUAAUAGAAAUUAAUCUAAGUCAAAAUGAACUUAGCAGUUUUCCUGAUGAGUUUUGUAACUUGGAAAACUUAGAAGUAUGCAUAUUAUCAUGCAAUCAUAUUUUAUAUUUACCAAAUAAUUUCAUAAAAUUAAAGAAACUACAAAUUCUGUGCCUUGAUAGCAAUGAAUUAUGCAUGCUCCCUGAUAUAUGUAGCUUACCACAUCUUAGAAAAUUAGAUUUGUAUGAUAACUAUCUAUGCGAAUUGAUAGAUUUAAGUAGUAUUGAAGAAACAGAUGUAGCACAAAACUUUGUAGAUGAACCAACUGAUGAAGAAUAUUUAAAUAAAAAAGAGAAAUUAAGACUUCAUAUUGUAGGAAGAUGGGAUGGAAGAAAACCAGAAAAUGAUAAACCAGAAAGUGUUUACUCAUCAUCAUUAGAGGAUGAUAAUUUCUAUGUUCAUGAUGAUAAUAUUGAUGCGGAGAAACAAAACCGCCCACCAAGCUCUGUUGAAGACUGGGAUUCUGAUGAAUAUUGGGUUCCAUGCUAUGUUAAUAAAAAUGUCAAACCAUUGCAAUCACCUUGGUUGUAUUUCGUCAAACAAAAGUUGGAGGAAGGCAACUUUUGUCCGAUAGAUAUGCAUGCUGUACCAGUAGCUGAACAAGUAAAUUAUGAAAAAUCUAUCAAUCCACCAAUACAAUAUGAAUCUGAUGGACAGUUCGAUGAUUAUUCCAGCAAUGAUAGUUGACCUCUGGUCAAUUUUAGAUUUUGUAAACUUUGUUUGAAUUUCAGUGCUGAAAAAUUUGUACAAUACCUUAUUGCCUUUUUCUUUGGUACCACAUAGAUAAUCCUUACUUCCUUACUAAUAUAAUAAAUAACUUUUUCGUUUUCACGACAUAAUUGCUGAACCAAUUUAAAUUUU
Molecule: messenger RNA, 1731 nt
Organism: Papilio machaon (common yellow swallowtail)
Lineage: Eukaryota; Metazoa; Arthropoda; Insecta; Lepidoptera; Papilionidae
Product: leucine-rich repeat protein soc-2
Exons: 3
Coding region: 157-1557 (466 amino acids)
Molecular function (GO): protein binding
Source: RefSeq, a predicted model, not a curated record